Molecule: messenger RNA, 413 nt
Organism: Maniola jurtina (meadow brown)
Lineage: Eukaryota; Metazoa; Arthropoda; Insecta; Lepidoptera; Nymphalidae
Gene: Nop10
Product: H/ACA ribonucleoprotein complex subunit 3
Exons: 3
Coding region: 133-327 (64 amino acids)
Biological process (GO): rRNA pseudouridine synthesis; snRNA pseudouridine synthesis; positive regulation of telomerase RNA localization to Cajal body
Cellular component (GO): box H/ACA snoRNP complex; box H/ACA telomerase RNP complex
Molecular function (GO): telomerase RNA binding; box H/ACA snoRNA binding
Source: RefSeq, a predicted model, not a curated record
AUGGUUUUGAUUUGACUUUUAAAAUAUUCAGACGUUCAAAAUUUCAAUAAAGUGGUUUUUAAUUUGCUAUAUUUCACGUGAAAUAACAACAGAACUAUUGUUUUAUCUGACGAUAUUUAAGAAACCUGUAAAAUGUAUUUGAGGUAUUAUCUGAAUGAAAAUGGUGACAGACAAUACACACUAGCGACAGUAGAUCCAAAUGGAAAACCUACGCUAUCAGCCCAUCCAGCACGCUUCUCCCCAGAAGAUAAAUAUUCCAGACAAAGGAUAACUAUCAAGAAAAGAUUUGGUCUACUCCUCACUCAACAGCCAGAACCUAUCCUUUAGUCUGAUAUCAUGAUAGAUUUUUAUUUUUUAACCAUAAUUAAGUAAAUGUAAGCUAUAAGUAAAUAAAUAAAUUUCAUUUCAUCUUU